This is a messenger RNA of Oncorhynchus keta (chum salmon), 1917 nucleotides long. It is a transcript of the gene ift52, whose product is annotated as intraflagellar transport 52 homolog (Chlamydomonas). The record is from RefSeq and is a predicted model, not a curated record. Gene Ontology annotation, cellular component: cilium; intraciliary transport particle B; centriole. Gene Ontology annotation, biological process: cilium assembly; intraciliary transport. The coding region runs from base 263 to 1567 and encodes 434 amino acids. NCBI's taxonomy places the organism in Eukaryota, Metazoa, Chordata, Actinopteri, Salmoniformes, Salmonidae. The transcript has 13 exons.
CAACGAUUAUUAUCCUUUUUAAAAAAUAGAAAUCCGUUAAUAUUUUAAGAUGCAUUAUGGAUUUAGCUACUUUGUUCAAAUAUAGAAAGAAACAGCAAAUUAUUGUUCCUUCAACACUUUGCUCGCUAGUGACGAUUUGUGUAAGUUAGCUAGCUAACUUAGCUGCUAGCUAGCUAACGUUGAGUAGAUCAUCAUAUAGCUACGCAAUGCAAUAAUGUAACAACGUGUUUGUCACAGGUCUUUAAAUAGAAGUUAACAUACAAUGGAGAAGGAGCAGCGCAGCAGUGUUGUUUUUAACGCAUCCAAGAGAGAACUGUUCACUGCCAACAAUGGUUACAAGUCCCUGCAGAAGAGACUCAGGGCACAAUGGAAGAUUCAGAGCAUGAAAGAGGAGCUCUCCUUGGAGAAGUUGAAUGGUGUGAAGUUGUGGAUUACUGCUGGCCCCAGGGAAAAGUUCACUGCAGCUGAGUUGGAGGUCCUGAAGCAGUACCUGGAUGGGGGAGGAGAUGUCCUUGUGAUGCUGGGUGAAGGAGGGGAGAUGAAGUAUGACACCAAUAUCAACUUCCUCCUUGAGGAGUUUGGGAUAAUGGUCAACAAUGAUGCUGUCGUGAGGAAUGUUUACUACAAGUAUUUCCAUCCAAAAGAAGCACUUGUGUCCAAUGGUGUUCUGAACAGAGAGAUCAGUCGGGCUGCAGGCAAAGUGGUGACAGGGAUCAUCGAAGAUGAAAGUGUCGGGAACAAUGCACAGGCCCUCACAUUUGUGUACCCGUAUGGAGCGACACUGAGCGUGAUGAAGCCUGCUGUGGCUGUUCUCUCCACUGGGUCCGUCUGCUUCCCCCUCAACAGGCCUGUCCUCGCCUUCUAUCAGGUCAAGGAGGCAGGCAAACUGGCAGUGAUGGGGUCCUGUCACAUGUUCAGUGACCAGUACCUGGACAAAGAGGAGAACAGUAAAAUAAUGGAUGUCGUUUUCCAGUGGCUCAUGGGUGAUAACAUUAUUCUGAACCAGAUAGAUGCAGAGGACCCCGAGAUCACAGAUUACACCAUGCUGCCAGACACAGGCUGCCUGUCUGAGCGACUGCGAGUAUGCUUGCAAGAGGGAGAGGAAAAUCCAAGAGACUUUACCUCCCUGUUUGACAUGUCUCUACUCAAACUAUCAACAAACACGUUGCCCCAAGUCAUCAGUUCCUACAAGCAGAUGAAUGUCAAACACGAGCCUCUCCAGCUGAUCACACCUCAGUUUGAGACUCCCCUUCCACAGCUGGAGCCUGCUGUCUUCCCGCCUGCCUUCAGGGAUCUGCCUCCCCCCAUGCUUGACCUCUUUGACCUGGAUGAAACCUUCUCUUCUGAGAAGGUGCGUUUGGCACAGCUCUCCAACAAAUGCACAGACGAUGAUCUAGAGUUCUACGUGAGGAAGUGUGGGGACAUCUUGGGGGUGACGGGGAAGUUGGAUAAAGAUCAGAGGGAUGCCAAACACAUCCUGGAGCACAUCUUCUUCCAGGUCGUGGAGUUCAAGAAGCUCAAUCAGGAACAUGAUCUUGACACAGAGACGAGGUUUUCCCCAUUCUGAUGAAUUGCAACCAAUGAGGUUGCAAAUUGAUGUAUUUUUCAUGGGCUUGUAUAUACCUACAUUCAAUCUAAUGUAUCCAUAUCGUUUUUCCAGUAACUACAAGAAUGUAACUCCAUAGCCUUUAAACAGAAUGUAUAUAGUUGAUUAGAUUAAUGUACUAAAUCUGACAAGUGAAAUUAAUAUUGUAUACGGCUUUCCAUAUCUGAUUGAUUACUUGUGGUAAAGGAUGACACAUUUAGGCAUUUACUGUGUAAAGUGUUCCAUCAUUUCCUCAAUACAUGGUUGAUUUAAUCAAUAAAAAAAUGUAUUUACUAUAAUAUUGUAAAAUAUACAUUUUCUUCAGACUGGCA